This is a messenger RNA of Nerophis lumbriciformis (worm pipefish), 2234 nucleotides long. It is a transcript of the gene sucla2, whose product is annotated as succinate-CoA ligase ADP-forming subunit beta. Gene Ontology annotation, molecular function: ATP binding; succinate-CoA ligase (ADP-forming) activity. The record is from RefSeq and is a predicted model, not a curated record. NCBI's taxonomy places the organism in Eukaryota, Metazoa, Chordata, Actinopteri, Syngnathiformes, Syngnathidae. Gene Ontology annotation, cellular component: mitochondrion; succinate-CoA ligase complex. Gene Ontology annotation, biological process: succinyl-CoA metabolic process; tricarboxylic acid cycle.
CUCACCCCUCCCCUUCCCUGCGCAUGCGCACUAUCCAUCGCCUAGGAAGCAGACAUGGCGACGUCCCUGAUCUGCGGACGUCUGACGGCUCGCCUGAGGACUUCAGGCCGCAGAAGCGCGAUUAGCUCUGCUUCCAAGGUUCUAGCAGGUUCCUGGGGCCUGACUGGAGGCCAUGUGGGCCAGCUGCAGCAGCAGAGGAGCCUCUCCUUGCACGAGUACAUGAGCAUCGGCCUGCUGAAGGAGGCGGGCAUCGCCGUGCCCGAGGGCCUGGUGGCCGGCUCCCCGGACCAGGCCUACGCCGCGGCCAAGCAGAUCGGUUCCAAGGACCUGGUGGUCAAAGCUCAGGUCCUGGCGGGCGGCAGAGGCAAGGGCACCUUUGAGGGCGGACUUAAGGGAGGAGUCAAGAUCGUCUACUCGCCCGAGGAGGCGCGAGACAUUUCCUCCCAGAUGAUCGGCCGCAAACUGUACACCAAGCAGACGGGGGAGGCGGGCCGCAUCUGCAACCAGGUGUUCAUCUGCGAGCGCAGGUAUCCUCGCAGGGAGUACUACUUUGCCAUCACCAUGGAGAGGUCAUUUCAGGGCCCCGUGUUGAUCGGCAGCUCGCAGGGGGGUGUCAACAUCGAAGAUGUGGCGGCAGAAAACCCAGACGCCAUCGUGAAGGAGCCCAUCGACAUUGUGGAAGGCAUCAAGAUGGAGCAGGCGCUCAAGGUUGCACAGAAGAUGGGGUUCCCUGUGGCGCUGCAGAAGGAGGCGGCAGAGAACAUGGUCAAACUCUACCAGGUCUUCAUCAAGUACGACGCCUCCAUGUUGGAGAUCAACCCCAUGGUGGAGGACUCCUCUGGUCUUGUCAUGUGCAUGGACGCCAAGAUCAACUUUGACUCCAACGCAGCCUACCGCCAGAAGAAGGUCUUUGACCUGCAGGACUGGACUCAGGAGGACCCUCGAGACAGGCAGGCGGCCUUGGCCGACCUGAACUACAUCGGACUGGAUGGAACCAUCGGCUGUCUGGUCAAUGGUGCGGGUCUGGCCAUGGCCACCAUGGACAUCAUCAAGCUGCACGGCGGCACACCUGCCAACUUCCUGGAUGUAGGAGGCGGAGCUACAGCCCAUCAGGUGACGGAGGCCUUCAAGCUGAUCACCUCAGACAGGAAGGUCCAGGCCAUCCUGGUCAACAUCUUUGGAGGCAUCAUGAGGUGUGACGUCAUUGCCCAGGGCAUCAUCAUGGCCGUGCGAGACCUGGACCUCAAGAUCCCCAUCGUCGUGCGUCUUCAAGGAACACGAGUGGACGACGCCAAAGCUCUCAUUGCUGCCAGUCCCUUGAAAAUACUCGCCUGCGACGACCUGGAUGAAGCUGCCAGAAUGGUCGUCAGACUUUCAGAAAUCGUCUCACUGGCUAAAGAGGCUCAAGUGGACAUCACCUUCCAACUUCCUAUUUGAGCUUCCUUGCCUCUAACACUCCCCCAGAAGCUAGCCCCUCCUCCUUCCCACACACACACACACACACACACACACACACACACACUGAGCAGAUGUAUGUUUAACACACACGCAGACACACACACACACGCAGAAACACACACACGCAGACACACAUGCAGAAACACACACACACACACACACUCACACUCACUUCCACACAUGCAGAAACACACACACACACACACACACACACACUCACACUCACUUCCACACAUGUCAGCACAAUGCAUUAUUCAGCAGGACUGGAAUGAACUUCUUUCCUGAACAACCGAAGAUCCCUGAAGGUUCAAGAAGGUCUAAGAACACUAAAUGACCUCCUGCCUUCUCUUUGUUUGUUUGUGUGUGUGUGUGUGUGUGUGUGUGUGUGUGUGUGUGUGUGUGUGUGUGUGUGUGUGUGUGUGUGUGUGUGUGUGUGUGUGUGUGGAAGCCAUGUCUACUGACUCUUCUAGUAGUAGUAGUGACUCUGACUGACUUGUGUGUGUGUGUGUGUGUGUGUGUGUGUGUGUGUGUGUGUGUGUGUGAGAAGACACUCUUGGUGUGUACGUGUGGAGCCAGCAUCAUGUGAGCCUUACAUCGUAGUUCUUCUUCUAUUGGGGGUGGGGAUUUCUCUUAGUCGAUGCAAGGCCCCUCCCACACUCCAUCCCUGCCACGCCCCCUUUCUCCCUGUGACAUGACACAUUGUGACCUGAUGAUGUAAAUAAACAAAGUCAAUAUUUAUGUCAUGUCAGAACAAUAAAGAGAGGACUUAAAACUGA